Micropterus dolomieu (smallmouth bass) is the source of this 1446-nucleotide messenger RNA. RefSeq names its product fumarylacetoacetate hydrolase (fumarylacetoacetase) (gene fah). The coding region runs from base 62 to 1321 and encodes 419 amino acids. The record is from RefSeq and is a predicted model, not a curated record. NCBI's taxonomy places the organism in Eukaryota, Metazoa, Chordata, Actinopteri, Centrarchiformes, Centrarchidae. The transcript has 14 exons. Gene Ontology annotation, biological process: homogentisate catabolic process; L-tyrosine catabolic process; L-phenylalanine catabolic process. Gene Ontology annotation, molecular function: fumarylacetoacetase activity.
UUGCUGCUCAGUCUCUCAGUAACUCAGUAAAGUUGAGUGGAAUUCCACUACCAAAAACAAGAUGUCUUUCAUAAAAGUAGACGCAACGUCCGAUUUCUCUUUCCACAACCUUCCUUAUGGAAUAUUCUCCACACCAGAUAAUCCCAAACAAAAUCGCAUUGGUGUUGCCAUCGGAGACCAGAUACUGGACCUCAGUGUGAUAAAGUCUCUCUUUCGAGGGCCUGUGAUGUCCAGACAUCAGGAUGUCUUUGACCAGCCCACACUGAAUGCUUUCAUGGCUCUUGGUUAUGAGGCCUGGAGGGAGGCCAGACAAACCUUGCAGGUGUUGCUGUCAGCCAGUGAGAGCACACUGAGAGAUGAUGUCAGCCUUCGGAGCAGAGCAUUUGUCCAUCAGAGUACAGCCACCAUGCACCUUCCUGCAGACAUCGGUGACUACACCGACUUCUACUCCUCCAGAGAUCAUGCCACCAACGUUGGCAUCAUGUUCCGGGGGAAGGAGAAUGCUCUGAUGCCAAACUGGUUGAGGCUUCCAGUGGGAUACCAUGGUAGAGCAUCAUCGGUGAUUGUUUCUGGGACCCCCAUCCGCCGUCCUUCAGGCCAAAUGAGACCUGACCAGACAAAACCUCCUGUGUUUGGCCCGUCUAAGCAGUUGGACAUUGAGCUGGAGAUGGCCUUCUUUGUUGGGGGGGGGAAUCAGCUGGGGGAGCCCAUUCCCAUGAAGAAAGCCCACGAACACAUCUUUGGCAUGGUACUCAUGAAUGACUGGAGCGCCAGGGACAUCCAGGCGUGGGAGUAUGUACCUCUAGGUCCUUUCCUGGGCAAGAACUUUGGGACAACCAUCUCGCCUUGGGUUGUCCCCAUGGAGGCGCUGUUACCCUUUGCAGAGCCCAACCCCAUCCAGGAUCCAGAGCCCCUCCCCUACCUACAACACCACGAUGCUUACACUUUCAACAUUAACCUGUUUGUGUCACUAAAAGGGAGGGAAAUGGUAGAGGCAGCAACCAUCUGCCAGUCAAACUUUAAGUACAUGUACUGGACCAUGAAGCAGCAACUCAUCCAUCAUACAGUCAACGGCUGCAAUGUCAGACCAGGAGACCUGCUGGCUUCUGGUACUAUCAGUGGCCCUGAUCCAGAGAGUUUUGGUUCCAUGCUGGAGCUGUCGUGGAGGGGGUCUAAGAGCAUCAAUCUGGGAGGGGGAGAAACCAGAACCUUCCUGGAGGACGGAGAUGAAGUCACCAUCACAGGUUAUUGUCAAGCAGAUGGAUACAGGGUGGGCUUCGGACCCUGCAUGGGAACCAUUCUCCCUGCCCUGCAGCACUGAAACACACAUUGCUGCAUUAUAUUCAUCCAGCAGAGGGAUUCUCCCACUUCACGUCAGUGGUACUGCUGUACCGGGAUCAGUAUUAUUGAUGUUUCUGUGUGAUUUAAAUGAAAUCAAUCAUUUAA